UUAAUUCAAUUAUGGCUCUUGUUUUGCACUUGCGUGGGCUUUACCUAGUAUAAGCAAGACAGAGUUUGUGCAGUGCUUAUCCUAGAGCUAUAUAUAAGAGCACUUUGCAUUAUUGCAAUCGACUUUCUCAUAGCUAUAACUCUAGCUCCAGCUGCAAGUACAGUGUUGCCUGAGCUACAGCAAUCUCUCUGCACUUGAACGGAUUCCCGAAUUGUCCUCUGUGGUGAAUCACCUCAUAGCACUCUAAUUGCAGCUCAAAAGGCUAAGAACUGAAGUUUACUGUGUCAAAACUGCACUCCCUCCUGGAAACAAAAUCAUGGCUCUAAGACUAGACUUCAUCUUCUCCCUACUUGUGGUGUCCUCCCUGCUGGUCAGCAGUUCCCAAUCCAACAUUGGCACUGGAUGGUGGUCUCUGGGACUGUCUGGAUGUGCUAAUGCGGACGGUAACUGUCACAAUUGUGCACAGCUUAGAAGUCAGGGUGUUUUGAGCCAGGAGCAAACUGAACAGUGCACAACCACUGACGGCCAGCAGACAGUGCCGGCUAUAGCCCUCGGCACCAGACGCGCAAUACUCGAGUGUCAGGAUCGGUUUGACAACAACAGAUGGAACUGUACUACCUUUGAAGGAAACAAUCUCUUUGGAUCAUUUGUCAGCGACAAUCGUACUCGUGAGACAGCUGCCUUGUUUGGUUACUUAACGGCAGGGGCAACCCAGGCCGUUGCUCAAGCUUGCAGAGCCCAGAAGAUACAGAACUGUCCAUGCGCAGAUUCAGCUGCUCCUACUUUUACUGAUGAUGGAGACACUAUUUUCACUGUUUGCGCUGACAAUGUUCAAUGGGCAACCGAAUUCAUUUCUGAAUUUCUAUCCACUGCUUUAACGAGCGUGGGCGAAAUGUGCGACCAAUGGAACAUCGAUGUGGGAAAAAAAGCCAUGUCAGAAACUACCACAUUUUGUAGAUGUCACGGUAUCUCAGGAACGUGCUCAGUUCAAACCUGCUACGAAAGAGCCCACACGCUCAAAGAAAUUGGAGAAGGACUAUACAAUAAGUAUCAGAGUGCAGUACCAGUGGCCCUAGUCAAUAACACACUACAGAGAACUGGCCCAUCUGCCCUGACCGCCGACCCACUAAAGACCACCGACCUCUGCUAUGUAGACGAUUCUCCCAAUUUCUGCAAUGCUGACACCGUAAAGGGAGUGCUUGGCACUGCACAUCGACUCUGCGAUGUUGCUCCGAAUAGUGCCAAUUCUUGCUCUGUGCUCUGCUGCGAUCGUGGACACUAUACGAAAACACACUCAGUCCCAGUAGAAGAGUGCAAGUUUGUGUACUGCUGUCGAAUCGAGUGCAAUGUUGUCAGAGUGGAUACAAUAACAGAGUACAGAUGCAACCCGUCUCUCGGAAUAACCAACUGUGCAGUAUCAGACAGCUGCAACAAUUGCGACGAGCUGCGAGGAGAAAAUAUCCUAUCUGACACUCAAGUCAAGAAGUGCAGUGAUGACUCGCAAGCUGUAAGAGCCAUUGCUUCGGGAAUUCGCACAGCGAUUAUCGAAUGCCACAACCAGUUUAAAGAUAGGAAAUGGACUUGCUCUGCACUAGCCACUGAAGGAAAUGAGAAUCUUUUCGGAUCAUUUGUCAGUGAAAUGAGAACCCGGGAGACAGCUGUACUCUACGCCUUCCUAGUGGCAGGUGCUUCUCAGAGAUUGGCACAAUAUUGCCGGGAAGGGAGAAUCAGAGAGUGUGAAUGCAACAAGGCCGAACAGCAGAUUGAUGAUGAAAACAACGUCAUUUUUAAUAAAUGCGACGAGAAUCCUACUUGGGCUCUAAAUUACAUACAAGAGUUCACGACUUCUCCUUAUCAAGAUUUGUCUGUUAAUAACACUGGGUCUCUGAUUGAUAUGCAUAACAUAGAGGUCGGAAAACAGACCAUGAACAGGACCGAGCAAUUUUGCAAGUGUCAUGGAAUUUCUGGUGCAUGCACAGUUCAGACCUGCUAUGAAAAACUACCAGCACUCGCAGAAGUUAGCGAAUCUCUUUACAUCAAAUACGAUGGAGCAGUAAAAGUAGAUUUAGUUGAUGGAGAACUAAAAAGAGAUAGCACUUUUGAAGCUAAUCCUCUGGGCGAUUCUGAUCUUGCUUUCUCCGAUGAGUCACCUGACUUGUGUGUGAAUGCCACAAAAGAAGGUGUGCAAGGAACAGCCCAUCGGGAGUGUGAAGUCUCGGACAGCAGCUCGAAGAGUUGCUCUGUGCUUUGCUGUGGGCGUGGUCAUUAUCUAGUAACUGAUAUAAAAGAAGAGGAAGACUGUGUAUUUCGGUAUUGCUGUGAUAUUGUAUGCACUAAAAAGUAUAUAGAAAGCACUGUUUACAAGUGUAAUCCUUGAUGUCACAUUAAUGGCAUCUGUGUUUUUUUAUCAUGUCCAUGUCACUUUUUAUGUUUUUGCCAGACUAUCCAUUUUUGUAAUAGCUUCAUUAAAUUGAGUGAAUAAAAAUCGAGUGAAUAAACACAA
Messenger RNA from Halichondria panicea, 2503 nucleotides. RefSeq names its product protein Wnt-1-like. The transcript has 6 exons. Gene Ontology annotation, biological process: multicellular organism development; canonical Wnt signaling pathway; neuron differentiation. Gene Ontology annotation, cellular component: extracellular region. Gene Ontology annotation, molecular function: cytokine activity; frizzled binding. The record is from RefSeq and is a predicted model, not a curated record. The coding region runs from base 317 to 2377 and encodes 686 amino acids. NCBI's taxonomy places the organism in Eukaryota, Metazoa, Porifera, Demospongiae, Suberitida, Halichondriidae.